AUGGACUUCUGUGACCUGCCUACCAUGCGCCAGUGGAUGGAGGCUGACUGGAGCAAGCGGGCACCCAAGCAACUCUUCUCCCACCAUUCCAGUGCCACUCCUGGUGACAUGGAAAAGUGGAAGGAAGUGCUCAACAGCAUCAACUGUCCACCUGCAGGCCUUGCCAUCCACCGCAAGGCGCCUGCAGUCGCAUUGAUGCCUGAUACCUGGGCCAACCUACCACACUCUGCCAAGACCAGCUACAUUGCUAGGCAAGUGCAAUGCGCCUUUGAUGAGGGGAGGAAGCUGGCAGUGUUUGGGCAGCACCUGCACACCUUCACCAUCCUCAGGCACCAACUUCACAAGCAACACCCAUGCAACCUUGAUAUCCUUGAGGUAUCAGGCCGCAUCCCCACUGAGAAGCAUGCCAAGCAACUUGCACAGUUCCUCAGCUUGACCCUGCAUGGCGUGCUCCUCCUCUCCACCAACAUGUGCGCCGUGGGCAUCAACCUUCAGCAGGUGACCGAGGUCAUCUUUGUUAAGUCAAGCUGGAAUCCAGCAACUGACCGCCAGGCCAUGUGCUGUGCAUGGCAGCUUGGGCAGCAGCAGCAUGUGAUAGUUGCCCACCUCCUCAUGUGA
Messenger RNA from Acanthamoeba castellanii str. Neff, 618 nucleotides. RefSeq names its product helicase C-terminal domain containing protein, putative. Bases 1 to 618 code for a protein of 205 amino acids. The transcript has 2 exons. Lineage: Eukaryota; Discosea; Longamoebia; Acanthamoebidae. The record is from RefSeq and is a predicted model, not a curated record.